Messenger RNA from Effrenium voratum, 423 nucleotides. Lineage: Eukaryota; Dinophyceae; Suessiales; Symbiodiniaceae. The record is from the annotation of a GenBank genome assembly.
AUGUACCCGUAUGAGAACUACGAGGUGUUUGAGACCUCAUCGCCUGGCAUCAAGGCGCUCUCUGCGCAGAUGACCUGCCGCGAGCUGCGCGAUGCCGACUUGGCGCCGCCACUGCCCCCAGCGCCCUCGCGCCGGGGUGCGGACCAGGGCCGCGUCAGGGGCCGCAACAAGAUGCCGAAGGAGUUCCAGCAAACCACCGAGGAGGUUGGGGAGGCGAAGAGCCAUCCAACCCGAGAGACCUGCGGGGUGUGCUUGGAGGACUUGAAGGGGACGAGCAUCCUUGGACGCCUUCCUCUAUGUGGUCAUGCCGUGCACAUGGCAUGCAUUACGUGCUGGCUGAACGUUCAGGACGAGAAGAGCAAGGAAAUGCAAGGAAAGCAGGACAGGGAGAACAGUGACUCGGAGGCAAACGACUUGGGCUAG